UUACAAAAAAAGAAAGAAAAGAAAAACAUGACAAUGCUAGCACUUAUUGGUCUUAUUCUAACAAUCUCAUGCAGCUUGCACGCGUUCACACUGAAUGUGUACGCGAGAAAGCAAGGCUACGUUGCGGAGGAAGCGCAACAUCUUCAGUGGGAAAGAAAAUGUCGCGAAGCUCCAAUUGUACGUCCAAGAUCUCCGGAUCGGAAACCCUAACGCCACCAUGUUCGAGGUGGCGAAAUCCUCCAUCACCGAUACGUCUCCGUACGGCUUCGGCAGCAUCCACUUUCUCGACGACCUGAUCACGGAGGAGCCAGACAUCAACUCCCGGCCGCUCGGCCGCGUCCAAGGGCUCACCACCAACGCCGACCUCUUGACGUACGGCGUCCACUUGAACCUCAACUUCUACUUCACGGUGGGGAAGUUGGCCGGCAGCACACUCAGCAUCCUCGGCCGAAAUCAGAUAAUGGACGACCAACGGGAGUUCCCGGUGGUCGGCGGCACCGGCAGUUUCCGAUUUAGUCGUGGAUACGCAAUCCAGACCACCUACUCUAUGGAUUCCGCCACCGAUUACGCGGUGAUGAAAUACACCAUUUACGCCACUUACAACUCUAAGCUUGGUGAGAGUGAUGCUGUUGAGAUUGCUCAAAUGUGA
This is a messenger RNA of Salvia miltiorrhiza (redroot sage), 649 nucleotides long. RefSeq names its product dirigent protein 11-like. The record is from RefSeq and is a predicted model, not a curated record. Lineage: Eukaryota; Viridiplantae; Streptophyta; Magnoliopsida; Lamiales; Lamiaceae. The transcript is spliced from 2 exons. The coding region runs from base 95 to 649 and encodes 184 amino acids.